This is a messenger RNA of Felis catus (domestic cat), 5026 nucleotides long. RefSeq names its product pleckstrin homology domain containing A2 (gene PLEKHA2). Gene Ontology annotation, cellular component: membrane; cytoplasm. Gene Ontology annotation, molecular function: PDZ domain binding. The record is from RefSeq and is a predicted model, not a curated record. The coding region runs from base 262 to 1635 and encodes 457 amino acids. The transcript is spliced from 14 exons. Lineage: Eukaryota; Metazoa; Chordata; Mammalia; Carnivora; Felidae.
GAAGAGCGAGAGGAGCGAGAGGCACCGAGAGUUUGGCAGCGAGAUAAAGAAAUCCCCCGAGAGCGACGGCCCGGCCGGCCGGAGCGGCGCGUCCCACCCCGAUGUAAACCACCCUGCCCGAGCCCCGGCCGCCGCACGGCGGGCGGCGAAACUUCUCUGCGGGUUCUGGCGCUGGAGCACCGGCCUCGCAACGACUGCCCGGGCUGCGGGUAGGGGAGGAAAGCGGAGAACGUCCCAGGGUGAUGUGAGCAGAGCCCAGGAAUGCCUUAUGUGGAUCGACAGAACCGAAUCUGUGGGUUUCUGGACAUCGAGGAGAAUGAGAACAGCGGCAAGUUUCUGCGGAGGUACUUUAUUCUGGACACCCAGGCCAACUGCCUUCUCUGGUACAUGGACAACCCCCAGAAAAGAAAGUGGAGGCUUAGUGGUUCAGGAACGUAUUCACUGUCAAAUGGUGGAGCUCACACUUUUCACCACUGUCCUAGAAUAUGGCCCUCUGUGAACCUGGCAAUUGGGGCAGGAGCUGUUGGAUCUUUGCAGCUGACCUACAUCUCGAAGGUGAGCGUAGCUACACCAAAGCAGAAACCAAAAACUCCAUUUUGCUUCGUCAUCAAUGCCCUCUCUCAGAGGUAUUUCCUUCAAGCUAAUGACCAGAAAGAUCUGAAGGACUGGGUUGAAGCCUUGAACCAAGCCAGCAAAAUCACCGUGCCCAAAGUUGGGAGCCUGCCCCUGACUACCGAGGUUCUGAAAAGCCUAGCAGCUCCUCCAGCCCUAGAGAAGAAGCCGCAGGUGGCCUACAAGACUGAGAUCAUCGGAGGGGUGGUGGUACACACGCCCAUCAACCAGAACGGUGGGGAUGGGCAGGAAGGGAGUGAACCCGGGUCCCACGCCAUCCUUCGAAGGUCUCAGAGUUACAUCCCUACAACAGGCAGCCAUGUUCCCUCUGGGCCCCACUUCAUUAAGAGUGGCUACUGCGUGAAGCAAGGGAAUGUGCGGAAGAGCUGGAAACGUCGCUUCUUUGCACUUGAUGACUUUACUCUCUGCUACUUCAAGUGUGAACAGGACCGAGAACCACUGCGCACUAUAUUUCUCAAGGAUGUUCUUAAGACCCAUGAGUGUCUGGUCAAAUCUGGUGAUCUCUUAAUGAGGGACAACCUGUUUGAAAUCAUAACAAGCUCCAGGACCUUCUACAUACAGGCGGACAGUCCAGAAGACAUGCACAGCUGGAUUAAGGAGAUCAGGGCAGCUGUCCAGGCCCUCAAAUGCCACCCCAGAGAUAUGUCCUUUUCUAGAUCCAUCUCUUUGACUCGCUCUGGAAGCUCCAGCCUGUCAGGUGGGCCCAACUCUGCCUUGUGCAGGGGGCGGCCAGCUGUGGAAGAGAAAAAAGCCCUCUGCAAAGCCCCCUCUGUGGCUUCCUCCUGGCAACCCUGGACACCUGUCCCCCAGGCCGGGGACAAGCUGCUUCCAGCUGAAGAGACUCCUGGGGACUCCUUGUUCAUGCCUCGACCUGGGGAGAGCAGUACUUCUGGGGUGUUGCCCAGCUCCCGGAUAAGGCACAGAUCAGAGCCCCAGCACCCCAAGGAGAAGCCAUUUCUGUUCAGCCUUGAUGAUGAGAGCAUACGAACUUCUGAUGUGUGAUAGGGCACGGUACCCUGGGAGGGGGGAGGACUCAAGAAAAGGAGGCCAUGACUCAGUUUCCCUACCUUUUGGAAGGUGGUCAGAGACCCUUUGGCACUCAUAUUCCUGUGGAUGCUCUGUGGGGAGGGCCCAUUCGGUUGUUUUUUGUUUUUUUUUGUUUUUUUUUUUUUUUUAAAUAUAAUACAGCGUAUUUGACUUGGAAAAUCACGAGGUUAGACCUGUAGGCAUGCUCAGUGGAGAGCAGGUUGCCUCUCAUUUGACCACUCCAAGGUCUUCCUGGUGAGAGGAGGUUUAGUAGUGCAGUUUCAUCCCAACCAAGUUUUAUUUCCGUGUCCUAGUUAUAGUUUCUUCCUUUGGUUUCCAGGCCGGGCACAGAGUCUUGGGCAGUCAUCUGGGUUAUCCUAUUCCUGUUUAUUGGCUGAGGUCUAACAGUGAAGUAGGAGUAGGUAACUGACCCAGCUGAACGCAGCAGACCUAGGCUCUGGCUUGGCUGGGAUACAUUCUGAGGGGAGGUGUUACGAUCUGGGGGCUGGCAGGUAGCUCUCAGAAUGUCCACUAAGGUGGAUCCUCCCAGGGGAGAAUCUUCCACUGGGGAAGAAAUAGGGAUCUCUUGUAAGGUAUGGGGAAAGAUUCAACCUCAGUGCAUCAGCCAGUUUGGGGAAUUAUUCUGUUCUUGUCUACGACUCCAAAUAAUGUCAACGUGAGUGAUAGACCUGCCCAUCCAGUUUGUGUGUCAGGCCCCGAGGAUGGGUUUAUCAGUGUUAAAAGUUAUGACUGUUGAGAAUAGGGCAGACAUUUCCACUGAAGUGGCGUUAUUUGGAAGUUUCGAGGGUUGAUAAGUGUAUGAUAAUUCACUUGUGUGAUAGAUCGGAUCUCUGUUUUAGAGUGUUAGAAUUGUUUUGAAGCAGGUGCUGGGAAAACAUGGAUUAUAGUUCAUCCAGAUAAACUUUUCUGAUCCGUGUUUCCCAGACAGAAGAAAAGGUCUGUUUUAGCACAGAUGGAUUUCUUGAAUCCUUACUUCACAGCUCUCUUCAAUGGGCUGAUAUUAGUCUAAUUUUAAGUGCUGUAUAUUACAUACCCUGGCAGAUUUGCUUUCUUUCUAACUUUUUCUGUUGCCCUUUGAAUGAAGCCUUGUGUACUUGCAUGAUCACACCUUGUAAUAUGAUAAGGUUCCAUGUACUUAACAGUAAAGAGAUACAAGGAUAAUCCUGAGAGGUAUUUAUAUUUUUAAUAAAAUAGAAACUAUGCAUAGAAACAUUGAUUUAGAAGCUCUGCAUUGCUGACUAGAGAUUUCCCAGGUAGAAGAGCAUAGAUUGCCUUUUCCACCCAAAUUCCUACCUUCUUUCAACUUGACAAAAGAUACUAUUUCCAGGUCCCUGGGAGAAUUUGUCUAACUUAAUGUGGCCUACUGCUAACUUACCAGGGUUCCCUAAAGGGAGAGAAAAACUAACUCAUUUUUGUCUAUACCUUUCAUCAGCUAGAUCAAUUAGUUACCUUUAAAUUAAAAAUUAAAGACUAGAGGAAGAUACUGAGAGAAGCAUUUUUACCUAAGUGAAUAUCUUCCCCUCCUUAUGUCCAGAUGUAAUGCAGAGGUAAAAACAUGUCAUCAGAAACCCCUAGGGGCUUGAGGGAAAUCUUUGUUCCUUUAAUGCAGUGUAGUUCCCUUGCAUUGUUUGGCCUAGUGGUCCUGUUAUAAAAAAAGACAUCUACUGGAUCUCUCUCUUUUUCUCUCCCCCCACUCUUUUUUGCAGACUCUUGUAGACUUUUGUCCUCAGAAAUCUGUGCUUUGGGAGUUAGUUAUUCAUGGGUGAGUGAGGUUACAGCUUCAAGUAGCCAUUUCAAAUUCUUAAAGCUCCUCACCUCUGGUUUCAUCUUCAAAUUUUCCUUAAGAAAAUUCUUUGGCUAGGUCAAAGAAGGUACACAAUAAAUGAUAUUGCACUAGCAAAAAUAAAUUAGGAACUUUUGAGAUCUCUUUAAACAUUCCCCAACUCAUGAAAGCUGUCAUCCUCUGGCAAAAAUGUAUCCAUUUCUCUUUUGUUAAGUAAACUCUCUGCUAGAAUACUACUGCUAAAUUAAUUGGCCAUUAUAGUAAGCUGAUAUAUUUCUCAUUCAGUAGGGUCUAUUUUAAGAAUGUGAGUUCAAUAUGCUUAUAAAUCUAGACUGUAUUAUUAUGAUGGAAACAAGGACUGUAGAUGGCAAAUACUUGGGAAUACCAAGUGAGAACAUUGUUAAUGUGGUUCCAACACCAGAUAAAUAGAAUUAUCUUCAAUGGCACUUAAAAGCAUUCUAAUUCCCAAACCUUAUUUCAGAAUUCCUUUUGUGUCCUUUUGAGCCAAAGAUGGUGCCUAUGCAAAGCAUUUGGCUUUAAAUUUUUUUAAUGCUUGUUUAUUUUUGAGAGAGAGAGAGGGAGACACAGAACCCGAAGCAGGCCCCAGGCUCUGAGCUGUCAGCACAGAACCUGACAUGGGACUUGAACCCACUAACCACAAAAUCAUGACCCGAGCCAAAGUUGGACGCUCAACCCACUGAGCCACUCAGGUGCCCCAAGUGGUCUUCCCUAUAAUUGAACUAUUUACCAUUCACUAUCUUGAAAGCUUAAGAACUUAAGCUUAAGAAUGAAAGCUUAAGAAUUUCUGUGGUGGUUGGUAAAUGUAGUUUGGCCUUUUGCAUCCUGUGAGACAUUGUAACCCUAGUAAGGUGAAGAGUGGACUCAGGUCAAAAUAUUGGAGGUUAUAGGUUUAUUUUUGAGCAGAAUGCUGAGGUCACAUGAAAAAGAGCAGAGGAAAGGCCCAGCUUUGUAGUUUACUUGACACAAAAGGUUUUUUCUUUUUCUUCCUAAAUAUAACUGUGCUCUGAUAUGAGUAAAAGCAACCAAUAAAUAAAUAGUAGAUUGAGUAGCUGAGCAGUGGGAUUUGAUGUUAGUUUUCACUGUUGACCAGAUAAACAGGCACAUGGAAGUAACACCAUUUUGGAAAUUGAGUUUCCCAAAUGAGUUUUGUUUAUAAACUUUGAACAUAUCAAAAAUGGGCAGUUUAUUAAAUCUUUUCUACCAACAUCACUUUUUUUUCCCCUCAUCCUUUUUUUUCCUCCAUGUUAUUGCCUGCAGCAGUCAGUUACAGUCACUCAUGCUAAGUAGAGUUUGAGUAAAGCUAAUAUUGGGAAAAAUAUACUGUUUGACCCCUUCCCCCACUGCUUAUGGUGUGGCAUGAUUUUGUGUUUUGAACCAGUACGUUUCAGCUGUGAAAUGCACUCACUGCAAGCACUGAGCUGAGUGCAUGGAAACUGUUAUGCUUCUCAUUUUAUGUGAUCUACUAAUUGGUAUGUAGCAAAAAUAAUUUUCUAAAACUGUUUUGUUGCUUGUUUUGUAAUAAAACUAUGUGAAAUACUGAAA